Syngnathus typhle (broad-nosed pipefish) is the source of this 3167-nucleotide messenger RNA. It is a transcript of the gene kif28, whose product is annotated as kinesin family member 28. The record is from RefSeq and is a predicted model, not a curated record. Gene Ontology annotation, cellular component: kinesin complex; microtubule. Gene Ontology annotation, molecular function: microtubule binding; ATP hydrolysis activity; ATP binding. The coding region runs from base 18 to 3101 and encodes 1027 amino acids. NCBI's taxonomy places the organism in Eukaryota, Metazoa, Chordata, Actinopteri, Syngnathiformes, Syngnathidae. Gene Ontology annotation, biological process: cytoskeleton-dependent intracellular transport; microtubule-based movement. The transcript has 27 exons.
UGUAAUAAGCACCAGACAUGCACGGCAGGGACUGCGUCAAAGUGGCCGUCAGAGUCCGACCAUUCAACAAGAGAGAACGGGAUGCAGGCUGCCGUUGCAUCAUUGCCAUGGCAGCAAACUCCAUCAGCAUCCAGGACCCGCGCGACUCUCAGUGCCGCCGCUCUUUCUGCUUUGACUAUGCCUACUGGUCCCACAGCGGUUACAUCAUUCAGGACCACACUGGCCUCUACCUGCCUGAGGAGGCAGGCGGGCGCUAUGCGGACCAGGACUGUGUCUUUCAGGACCUUGGAGAGGGAAUACUGGAAAAUGCACUCCAGGGUUACAAUGCCACUCUGCUGGCUUAUGGCCAGACAGGCUCUGGGAAGAGUUACUCUAUGGUGGGCUACAGGCCCAAUAAAGGCCUGGUUCCUAAACUGUGUGAGCGACUGUUUGAAGCCAUUAAAGAAAACCAGGAGAUGAGACAAUGCCAGGUCUUCUUCAGUAUGUUGGAAAUCUACAAUGAGCAGGUGGUAGACCUGCUGUCUCGUGGUUCUCGUCCUCCUGGGGGGCUCCGUGUCCGUGAGGAGCAGCACAGGGGCUUCUAUGUUGAGGGUCUGCGAACAGUUCCUUGCGAUAGUGCAGCACAGGUGGAGCAGUUGAUGGAGCAAGGCACCAGAACCAGAACCACGGCCGCCACGCACAUGAACGCAAACAGCAGCCGCUCACACAUGCUCAUUGUGUUACAGCUCAAACAGAUCUUGUCUAAAGAGAGCGUCACCAAACAGUCCAACAUUAACCUGGUGGACCUGGCAGGAAGCGAGCGUCAGAGAUCGGCGUCGUCCGAGGCCGACCGUCUCAAAGAGGGCACGGCCAUCAACUUGAGCCUCACGACUCUGGGCAAUGUCAUCAGUGCCCUCGCUGACAUGGCGGUGGGGAGGAAGGUGGUGCAUGUUCCGUACAGAGAUUCGGUUCUCACCAAACUGCUGCAGUCUGCUUUGGGGGGAAACAGCCGCACUGUUAUGAUUGCCACACUGAGCCCUGCGGACAUCUGCUAUGAAGAGUCUCUGUCCACACUACGGUUUGCUGAGAGGGCAAAGCACAUCCAGAACCGCCCUGUGGUGAACGAGCGCCCCACCGAGCGUCUGGUCAAAGAACUCAAAGCUGAGAAUGCCAGGCUGAUGCAACGGUUGAGUCGACUUGGCCAGGAUGGCCGGAGUGCCAAUGAUGAAACCAAGGAGAUCCGUCAGCUGCUGACACAUAAUGAGCUCCAGAUCAGAACCAUUCACACUCUGUGGGAGCAACAUCUGCAGGAGGCACUUCGGGACUGGGAGCAACAAUAUGCCAACAUCACACAGGAGAGGAGAAUGAUGCAGAUGUAUCCUUACAUCCUGAACAUCAACGAGGACGCUCAGCUGUCCGGUGUAGUUAAGCUGUUCAUCCAAGAGGGUGAGUGGGACAUUGGCCUCAGUGAAGGCAGCCUCAGAUCCAUCACCAUCAAGGGUUUAGGGAUUCAACAGCGUCAUCUUGUGUUGAAAAACAACCAGCGGCGUGUAACGCUAACCCCGCUGAAGAGUUCCAAGGUGACCAUCAAUGGAAAAGUGGUUUCUCAGACCACUGAGCUGCAGCACCUGGACCGACUCAUUCUCGGGUCCAACUGCACUUACAUUUAUAUCGGUUUCCCGUCUGAGAGAGUCGCUAACGACUGGAGCUGCUACGACUAUGACUACUUCCUGUCUGAGUUGGCCGCCGCUGAGGGCAUCCACCUGGGUGAACGCAGCUCAGAUUCCAGUCAGACGGAUCCCAGUUUGCUGGCCGUCUUUUAUGACUACAUCAAAUUGAUGCCCCUGGUGGCUGAAGCCAAUCAGAUGAGCCAGGAACUUAAUAAGGAUGUGGAGUUCAAACUGGAGAUUAAGAAUCUGGUGCUGUCUGACUCAAAAGGACACGACCUGGAGAAAGAGAUAGUUUGCAGAGUCACUUCUCAGCACACCAAACAGGUUUGGAUAUGGUCCAAGGCAAAAUUUGUGAACCGCAAAUUCCUGAUGGAAGAACUCUACCAGCAACAUCAGGAAGAGAUAAAAGUCCAACAUACAGGAGAAGGCCUCUCCAUUGCUGGCCUGCCCAGAGACAAAGACCCUUUUUGGGAUCCAGUAGAGCCGUUGCUCCUGGGGACUACUCACCUCUGGCUGCAGUCUCUGGCCUUCCGUAUUCCCGUGGACGAACAACUGGAGGUGCUUGGGUCCGAAGGUAGUGAGGAGGCCAUCCUUCAAGCUAAGCUCGUUCCUUGCAACGCUGACGGAUUGCCUCUGGGCGAAGACGACAUCCUCAUCGACCCGUCUGAGCUGCUCGGCCGGCGUCUUGACGUCCAGCUGGUUGUGGAGCAAUGCUUCGGUUUGCGCUGGAUCAGGGAGGCUCGCAGUCGAGGCAUUCAGAUUGGUUUCAGUCUUUUGGACAGUGGCGGUCGUCUGUACACGCCGGCUGCUUGGCACAACGUCAACCCUGCGCUGCAUCACAAAGUACACUUUGCCUCCCUUCGUGUCUCCCAACAGCUACUGGACUACCUUCAGAGCAGCGCUGUUCUUCUGGAGCUUUGGGGGCUUCAAGAGGGCUGUGCAGAAUUGGUAUCAUCUGUGGAAGGCGCUCAAGUGACCACAGAGGGCAUUGUCAUCAUUGAUGAGACUGGCAUGGUUAAUACUAUUCCCGCAGAUUGCUUGGAGAUGAACAGUUCACUGAGGAGACUUCAGAGAGACCUUGAAGAACAGAAAAGAGUCAAUAACAACCUCAUGAAGGAGAAUCAACUUUUAAGAGGACAACUCAACGUGACCAACGUAGGCGGUGACAGUGGGCGGAGUCGCUCGGUUCGGCCCAGUUGCGACGCAGAGUUUGCCCGCUCAUUGAAGCAGUUCUACCACAACAUGACCUCAGUCAAGGCUCAGCUGCAGAGUCUGCGCAGACACAGGCCCAGCGAGUCAUGUGACCUGAUGGGACUCCGCCUCUACGUGGACGAGCACAGCGGUCUGCUGAAGGACUUCUCCGAACAGCUGGAACAAAGCGUGUCCGCUCUCAAACAAGACGUCGCCGCAAUCGUCCGACGCAAGCGGGAACGAUCGGGAACUUGGUCUUGACUCGAGGAAACGUUAAGCACUGAGUGUGAAAUAGGAGUACAGAAUAAAACACAACUCACGUUCAAA